AUGUCAUACCCGCGCCCAAAAGAUGAGCCGGGUCAAUCAACCCUGCGCAGAGAGCGAGCGCCGACCAUUACCAUCGACACCUCGGCCGUGAACUCAUCCGAUACCGAACACCCUCCCAUCCAGAUCCUCUCUGGGGGAUCACAGACCUAUACCGAGAACGCACAGGCCCCCGACACAACCGCACUGCUAAACAAUAGCAGUGUCUCUCCCACGGAUUUACGGUCCACACCCUCGAUUCGCUCCAAUGCCUCCUCCGAAGCUCGUGACCGAGAGAGUUGGCCAACCUCACCCCACAACGUCUCAUCACCCAAGAUGAGGGCGCCUGAGGCACAUUCGAACUUCCUUUCAGUCCCUGGAACACGCUCCCGCGGGAACUCCUUGGAGUCGGACGAGACUGGCCAAACAUCGAGCACGUACGGCGGUGAGACGUAUGUGCCCUCAACAUCGCACGAAUCAAGGUCUGAUUUGGCCAAGAACGCUGCCAUAAAUGACAUACACGAUGAGGAUGUCCUGAAACCAGACCCCGGCCGUGAAUCCGAAUUUGAGGUCGAGGACAACAAGUUCGCGUUCUCCCCGGGUCAGCUGAACAAGCUGCUCAAUCCGAAAAGCUUCGGCGCCUUCUAUGCGUUGGGAGGCCUGCGAGGAUUAGAAAAAGGACUCCGAACUGAUGUAAAAAGUGGCCUGAGCGUUGAUGAGACAACCCUUGACGGAACAGUCGGCUUUGACGAGAUUGUCCCACUUGCCUCACCUGCCUCACCAGAUCAGAUACCCAAGGCGGCCUCUCCGAAUACAUCGCCACCACCCGCCACGGAGGGUUCCAUCACCACACAAAACGGGGAAAAUUUUGUCGACCGCCGACGUAUCUUCGGAGAUAACAGGCUUCCGGAGAGGAAGUUGAAGACUAUCUGGGAGCUUGCAUGGAUUGCCUACAACGAUAAGGUCCUGAUUUUGUUGACGGUUGCGGCUGCAGUUUCCCUUGCUGUGGGAAUACCGCAAUCGCUCCAUCCAGCACAUCCUGAUGAACCUGGCGUUGAAUGGGUCGAAGGUCUGGCCAUUCUCGUGGCCAUAAUAAUUGUGGUUACGGUUGGUGCAGCGAAUGAUUGGCAAAAGGAACAACAAUUUGCAAAACUGAACAAAAAGAAAGAGAAUCGACAGGUCAAGGUAACGCGAUCUGGCCGUACAGAGGAAAUUUCCAUUCACGACGUCUUGGUUGGCGACCUGAUGCUUCUGGAACCUGGUGAUAUGGUCCCAGUUGAUGGGAUCUUGAUCGAAGGCCACGACCUCAAGUGCGACGAAUCUUCGGCUACUGGUGAGUCCGACGUUCUUCGCAAAACUCCGGGGGAUGAAGUGUACCGGACAAUCGAGCAACACGAAGACCUGAAGAAGAUGGAUCCUUUCAUCAUUUCUGGUGCCAAGGUCUCCGAGGGCGUUGGCACCUUUUUGGUCACAGCGACCGGUAUGCACGCUACCUUCGGGCGGACGAUGAUGUCCCUCCAGGAGGAGGGCGAGACAACGCCUUUGCAAACGAAGCUCAACACAUUGGCUGAGCACAUUGCCAAACUUGGUCUCGCGUCUGGUUUGUUGCUGUUUGUGGUUCUUUUCAUCAAAUUUUUGGUUCGUCUCAAGGAUAUCGAGGGUGGUGCGGACGCCAAAGGUCAAGCAUUCCUGCAGAUUUUCAUCGUUGCUGUUACAAUCGUCGUCGUUGCAGUACCCGAAGGAUUACCACUGGCUGUCACGCUCGCUCUGGCCUUUGCCACAACACGAAUGCUCAAAGACAACAACUUGGUUCGCUAUCUCAAAGCUUGCGAGACUAUGGGUAACGCUACCACGAUUUGCUCUGACAAAACUGGAACCUUGACAGAGAAUAAGAUGACCGCGGUGGCUGCGACUUUGGGUACCACCUCUCGGUUCGGAAAGUAUUCUGGUGUCUCGUCCGAUGAUCAAAGUGAGAUCAACCCCUCCGAAUUUGUCUCUACUCUAUCGCCGUCGGUGAAGGAUGUCCUCCUGCAGUCGAUUGUCUACAACUCAACCGCAUUCGAAGGCGAAACAGAUGGAGUUAAGACGUACAUUGGAUCCAAGACAGAGACCGCCCUAUUGACUUUCGCCAGGGAUUACCUCGGAAUGGGGGUCCUUAGUGAAGCGAGAGCAAACGGCAAGCUCGCCCAGAUGUUCCCAUUCGACUCCGGUCGCAAAUGCAUGGCAGUUGUAAUCCAAAUGGAGAAUGGAAAAUACCGGAUGCUAGUCAAGGGUGCCUCUGAGAUUCUCGCCGCCAAGUCGACUCGUAUCGUCCGAGACCCCACUGACUCUCUGUCGGAGGCUCCUGUUACCGACGAGAACAGGACGUCACUAGACAACGUCAUGAACAACUACGCCACUCGCUCUCUCAGAUGCAUUGCCCUGGUCUACCGUGACUUUGAUCAAUGGCCACCUCGUGGGGCUCCUACAUCGGAAACCGAUCGCAACCAGGCUGUCUUCGAACCUGUCUUCAAGGACAUGGUAAUGUUAGGAAUCUUUGGUAUUCAGGACCCCGUCCGGGCAGGUGUGGCCGAGGCAGUAUACACCUGUCAACGAGCUGGAGUGUUUGUCAGAAUGGUGACGGGUGAUAAUAUUGUAACCGCCAAGGCUAUUGCGCAAGAGUGUGGUAUCUACACACCUGGCGGUAUCGCCAUUGAGGGACCCAAAUUCCGCAAGCUGAGCACACGUCAAAUGAACCAAAUCAUCCCAAGGCUCCAGGUCAUCGCCCGCUCUAGCCCUGAGGAUAAGAAGAUCCUGGUCAACCAACUCAAGAAGCUUGGAGAGACUGUUGCUGUCACUGGAGAUGGUACCAACGAUGCCCAGGCCCUCAAGAAUGCCGAUGUUGGUUUUGCCAUGGGUAUUACUGGUACCGAAGUUGCCAAAGAGGCCUCUGACAUUAUCCUUAUGGAUGACAACUUCUCCUCUAUCGUCAAGGCUAUGGCAUGGGGUCGCACCGUCUGUGACGCCGUCAAGAAAUUCCUUCAGUUCCAAAUCACUGUCAAUAUCACCGCCGUCAUUCUCACCUUUGUCUCUGCAGUCGCUAGUGAUAGUGAGGACUCAGUGCUUAGUGCAGUACAGUUGCUGUGGGUCAAUUUGAUCAUGGACACAUUUGCCGCUCUCGCUUUGGCAACUGACCCACCUACGCCAACAGUGCUUGACCGCAGACCUGAGUCGAAAUCCGAUCCGCUCAUUACUUUGACAAUGUGGAAGAUGAUCAUUGGACAAUCCAUUUAUCAGCUGGUUGUGACUUUCGUGCUGAAUUUUGCUGGGGAUAAGAUAUUCUCUUGGGAUCAUAAGCAUCUGCAGACUGUCGUUUUCAACACUUUCGUCUUUAUGCAAAUUUUCAACCAGUACAACUCCCGUCGGGUUGACAAUAAGCUCAACAUUCUGGAGGGAAUUUGGAAAAAUCGUUGGUUCAUUGGCAUUCAGCUUAUCAUUAUUGGAGGUCAAAUCUUGAUCAUCUUUGUUGGUGGCGCUGCUUUCUCCGUCAAGCGUCUUAACAAAGGCUCGCAGUGGGCUGUGAGUCUUGUGCUUGGAGCACUCUCCUUACCAAUCGCCGUGGUCAUUCGUCUUAUUCCGGAUGAACUCGUUGCCAGACUUGUCCCCCACUUCUGGCAUCGCGAGAAGGGUCCCGAAUUAGUCAUUUCAGACGAGGACCGCCACUACGAGUGGAAUCCCGCCCUGGAAGAAAUCCGCGAUCAGCUCGCCUUCAUCAAGCGCGUCCGCGGUGGACGUCUGCGACACAUCCGCCAUAAGCUGCAACAUCCCCAGGAACUUCUUCCUCGGUCCCGCAGUGGCUCCCGCUCGCGUGAUUCCUCCGUCCCACCUACACCGAGGGGCGACAACGACAAUGACACCGGCAGCCCGACACCACAAUCGACGACCCCAGAGUCUCGGUCCAGACGAAACACACGAUCGCGAUCGAACUCGGCGUUCGGACCCGCUGCUGCUAUGGCAGGUAUCGUUGCCGGUAGUAUUGCCGGGUGGUCUCCCAUCGAGCGAGGCCACAACGAGCCCGAAAUCACCUUCCCGACAAACGGUGGCCCUCACUGCGGCCUUGAUCGCGAGCAAGGCAUUGAAGUGCACCCGGAUACCGCAGCUGAUGACCGUAUCUUGAACGAGUACUCCGCUACCUCCAAAAUUCCCCCGAGCCAGAACCCAGAUCUAAUUCCAUUCUUCGAGCAUGCUCCCCCGAUGCACCGCGCGCCCUCUAGCCGUGGCCGUCGCUCUCUGUCUCAGCGGUCGAGAUCAAGAUCGAGCAUCAGUCAAUCCCACGUCUGA
This is a messenger RNA of Penicillium digitatum Pd1, 4296 nucleotides long. It is a transcript of the gene pmcA, whose product is annotated as putative P-type calcium ATPase. Gene Ontology annotation, biological process: intracellular calcium ion homeostasis; calcium ion transmembrane transport. The record is from RefSeq and is a predicted model, not a curated record. Gene Ontology annotation, cellular component: plasma membrane; intracellular membrane-bounded organelle. Lineage: Eukaryota; Fungi; Ascomycota; Eurotiomycetes; Eurotiales; Aspergillaceae. Gene Ontology annotation, molecular function: P-type calcium transporter activity; ATP binding; ATP hydrolysis activity.